AUGGAAGGAAGUUUUACAGCUUUGACAUACUAUCUAAAGGUUGUAGGGCAGGCGGAAUUCCCCCCAAAACAGGCUGACCCUCCUCCAUCAGUGGCAGAUGGACAAUACUAGGAUGAACUCCUUCUUAGAGUAUGCAAUUUGUAACCGUGGGACGGGCGCCUACCACCACUUAGAGCAGAGCUCCCUUUCCUUCCCCUCCUGCUCAGGUAGCCCCUCCAGUGACACUUUGAACGGAGACGGGCGUUUUGGCGUGGGAGGGAACGCGGCCGUACAUCUCCCGCAGCAGAACCCCGGUUACCAACACCACCCUCCCUCCUCCCCCUUCGCGGGCGCUGCCCCGGCCACCGGGUACCCGACCCAAACCUGCAGCUCCGGCUACGGGCACCACCAGCUCUACCUCGGCCAGGCGGACACGGACGGUGGGUACUUCCAAGGCAACGCGGGAUCCAACCUCAGCUCCUUAGCAGAGAGCUACUGCGGGGCGGUGGCGGCUGCUGGGCCGUACCAGCAACAACACCUUUACGGGCAGGAGCAGCCCAGUUACUUGCCCGGCGUUUACAACAACCUCUCGCCUUCUUUAAAUGAGGACAAAGACCCUGCGUGCCCCUCCGAGCCGUGUCCCAACGCCGGCACCACGCAGACUUUCGACUGGAUGAAAGUGAAGAGGAACCCACCCAAGACAGCUAAAGUGUCGGAGUACGGACUGCUGGGCCAGCCCAACACCAUCCGCACCAACUUCACCACCAAGCAGCUGACGGAGCUGGAGAAGGAGUUUCACUUUAACAAAUACCUCACUCGGGCUCGGAGGGUUGAAAUCGCUGCUACCCUGGAACUCAAUGAAACCCAGGUCAAGAUCUGGUUCCAGAACAGGCGGAUGAAGCAGAAGAAGAGGGAAAAGGAAGGUCUGGCCCCGGCUGCUGCCUCCAGGUCUGCGAAGGAAACGAGUGAAGCCUCGGACCAGUCCAACUGCACCUCACCUGAGGCCUCCCCCAGCUCCGUGUCCUCCUGA
Molecule: messenger RNA, 1009 nt
Organism: Antrostomus carolinensis (chuck-will's-widow)
Lineage: Eukaryota; Metazoa; Chordata; Aves; Caprimulgiformes; Caprimulgidae
Product: homeobox protein Hox-B1
Biological process (GO): regulation of transcription by RNA polymerase II
Cellular component (GO): nucleus
Molecular function (GO): RNA polymerase II cis-regulatory region sequence-specific DNA binding; DNA-binding transcription factor activity, RNA polymerase II-specific
Source: RefSeq, a predicted model, not a curated record